Lagopus leucura (white-tailed ptarmigan) is the source of this 735-nucleotide messenger RNA. RefSeq names its product SPRY domain containing 3 (gene SPRYD3). Gene Ontology annotation, molecular function: protein binding. The record is from RefSeq and is a predicted model, not a curated record. NCBI's taxonomy places the organism in Eukaryota, Metazoa, Chordata, Aves, Galliformes, Phasianidae. The transcript is spliced from 6 exons. The annotation marks the transcript as partial.
CAGCUGCAACGGAGUCCAUGGCGGCGGCGGCGGCGAUGAUGGUGGGCGGGCGCCAUGGAUGAUCUGCGCCUGCAUUACCGCUUCCUGAGCUGGCGGCGGCGGAUCCGGGAGAUCCGGGAGGUUCGCGCCGUGCGCUACCAGGAGCGCAGCAAACACGUGCUGGUGGACGGGGACACGCUCAGCUACCACGGGGACUCGGGUGAGGUGGGCUGCUAUGUGGCGCCGCGGCCGCUGACUCGAGACAACAACUACUUUGAGGUGUCCAUCGUGGACAGCGGGGUGCGGGGCGCCAUCGCGGUGGGGUUGGUGCCGCAGCACUACAGCCUGGAGCACCCCCCCGGCUGGCUGCCCGGCUCGGUGGCGUUCCACGCCGAUGACGGCAAGUUGUACAGUGGCCGCGCCAAGGGGCGGCAGUUCGGCACCAAGUGCAGCUCCGGCGAUCGCAUCGGCUGCGGCAUCGAGCGCGUCUCCUUCGAGGUGCAGACGGCGCAGGUCUUCUUCACCAAGAACGGGAAAAGGGUGGGCUGCUCGGCCAUGCCGCUGUCCCCCGAGGGGCUUUUCCCGGCCGUGGGGCUGCACUCGCUGGGGGAGGAGGUUCGGCUGCACCUCCGCGCUGCGCUGGAGGACGACAGCGCCAUGAUGGUGGACAGCCACGAGGAGGAGUGGGGCCGCCUGCACGACGUGCGAGCCUGCGGCACGGUGAGAGCCCGGAGCUGGGGGGGGGGGCCGGGCCCC